This is a messenger RNA of Osmia lignaria (orchard mason bee), 4343 nucleotides long. RefSeq lists its product as uncharacterized. NCBI's taxonomy places the organism in Eukaryota, Metazoa, Arthropoda, Insecta, Hymenoptera, Megachilidae. The record is from RefSeq and is a predicted model, not a curated record.
GGGAAAUCUUGUAUAAGACCCCCCAUCGUCCCUGGGCAUGGCGGCGGGGGAGUGUCAGAUUCCUAUUGACUAAAACCCCACGGCAACCGACACUGGCGCUAAUCAAGUGGUCAUCAUUCAACGAAUGUCUUAAAGUUAACGCAAAUAAUCUUUACUUUGAAUUUUUAACAAAAAUUUGAUGCUCGAUCGAUACUGUGGUACUAUCAUUGUAAGAGUACACAUAUAACAUUUUUCUGCUUUGUUUUCGAGCAUGCGUACAACGUCUCAGCGUCACUCACAGACAUGUGUCCGCAUUAUUAAAAGGAAGGAUUUUAUUAGCAGAUAGAGUGCUAAGGGAGUCACCAAGGAUCUCAAAUUUUAUUCGAACAGAGAAGAAAUUUAACGCGUUCACUGGCACAGUAGAAAUGUCCAAGUAUGGUCAGGCACGUUAUUAUUAUUAUUAUUAUUAUUAUUAUUAUUAUUAUUAUCUUUACAUUGCAUAAGGUACAACAAGGAUCUCGGAAAAGUACAAAUAAAAGUACAUGAGAAUUAUCUAUGGCUAACAUGUGAUCGCUUGGCAAGAUUAUAAUUGCAAUUAUUCAGGAUUUGACUUUGUCUGGGUCAAAACUUCAAAAAAAUAUCGUUAUUACAGUUUUUUUACAGAGACCAAUUUGGAAGAAUCGAGACUGAUGUAUUUCUCUUUCAUUAACGAGAACGAAGGUUGCUUCGUCACGAAGCCUUUUAUCCAGAAACGAUGAUAAGCAAUCAGUAACAGCGUCCAAAUUGCGCACCAUUGUUUAUCUAACGAUGAAAAUGGGGAAGGUCGAUUAAGAUGAUUAUCGUGGACAAACAGGUGACACGAAAUUUAUUGGGCGACUCGAUUAAAAACGAGAAAAGUUGCUGGUUGCAGCAAUUGGUAGUGUACCUUCGAAACGUAACGGCGUGAAAUUGUUGGAGAAAGAUUUGUAAGAAUUUUUGCAAUGUUAUCACUGGUGAUUCGUUUUGGGAGUAUAAUAUAAAUUAUGCUAAUGCGAAUGAACGGUGCUUCAUUCUCAGCCAACUAGAAUUGAAUCUCAUUAUCAUCACUUGACCUACGCUGCGGGGGCCAACUGUUAUACAAUUGAUCCCUAUCGAAAUUGAAAUGAUUUUGUAGGAAAAUAGCCUCGCAAGUGCAUACUAAUUGUUUCUUCGUUUAUUACCAUUUGAAAUGGCUUUGAACACUGUUUUAAUGAUUUCUACGUUGCUUAUCAACGCAACUGCAGAUAACAGCGUCAAUUACAAUGACUUGAUUGAAACAACGGUGACAAUCGUUAAAUCUUGCACGAGUUCUAAACAAAUCUCUGCUCUAUUGUUAGCUGGAGAAUACGAUGAUUUUCUUCAAAAAUCAUUGCUAGAUGAUGUACCAGUGGCUCUGAUUUCAGAAUCAGAUCCAAACAACUUUGAAUUCUACACCUUGACUAGAUACUUGUUCACGGAAUUCCGGAAGUUCUCAACGCUGCAAUUACUUUGGAAAAUGAAUGAAUUCGUAGUGGUAGCACGAUCCCAACCUCUGCUACGAUUGCUCUUACAAAGGAUAAAGGACUCUAUUUGGUCUAACUUCAACGGAUUCUACGUUCUAAUCGAUAGGAAGACGGGGAACUAUGGUUGUUCGAACGCGUACAGAUUCCUCUGGGUUGCCUGGGAAUACGAGUUGUUAUCUACGAUAUUCUUGUGCAUCGAUCCUGUCGAAGGACUUUUAAUCUACACCUACAAUCCUUACACGAACGUGAUUCCAAGGGAGUGGCAGGAUGCUGGAUCGUUUAAAGGUCGCAAUGGACAUCCUUGGUUAUUGCUGAAGAAGAAAUAUCGAAAUGGUCCAGGGAUGUGUAAGGAUCUAAAUUUCGAUAAGACGAGUGAUUUGAACGGAUACGAAGUCCGAAUGAACGCGAUUUCCUACCCGCCUUACCUUCACAUAGACCCUCAGGGGCGAGUGGACAAACAAUUUGCCGGUGAAAACGGCGAAGUUAUACAGAUGGUGUUCAAUAAGUUAAAUGCUAGCCUAAAUGUAAUGGUGCACAAUGGAUCUGCAUACGAUCUCGGCGGUGUUGGACCUCAUGGAAAUAUCGUGGGAAUGUUGGCAGAUAUCGAAUCGGGCAAGGUGGACAUGGGAAUAAAUGCGAGGCACUUGCACGUCAUGUGGAAACUUGGGACCACGUAUCCUCAUGGUCAGAAUGGUAUGUGUGUGAUCACCCAACGAGCAGGCGAAGUAUCAGAGUUAACUAAAGUCAUAUCGUUUAUGUCGGUACCCGUAAUACUUGGAAACCUGGUGGUUUUUAUAAUUGCAUUUUGGCUGCUUGCUAAAUACAAGGGAGUACUACAUGCCGCGUUGGAUAUUAUUCGUUUGAUGACUGUGGUGUCCAUCCAUCGUCUUCCUCAAAGUAUUAGUACCAGAGUUUUCUUCGUCAACGUGUUUGUACUGAUACUGAUAAUGAAUUCGUUGCUGCAAAGUCAUCUAGCCUCUUUGCUCAGUCUGCCAGUUUUUAGACCUAACAUCAAAACUCCGGAGGACCUCAAGAGAGCUAAUUCCACGAUAUACGGUUCAAAGCUUCAAGGCCCGACCAUACAUGAUCCGGUAUUAAAAUCCCGUUUUCACGCGGUUUCCUAUCACGAAUGCGAGCAACGAGUUCGGAAUUCUAGACACGCGGCUUGUCUGGACGAUUGUUCUCACCAAUAUGCGAGGAUCAAGGACAACAGUCAGACAUUCUAUAAUUCGCGAGCGAUACAACAGAAUUUACAAGUCUAUGUUACGAAAGAAAACUGGUCGCUGCUCAAGCCAAUGACGAAAUUGAUACAGAAGGCAGUGGAAGGUGGGAUCGUGUUAAUGUGGAAGAAUGUUAGUAGGUUCAAGUUAUAUCGGGCGUGGAAAAAGAGGAUCGCUAGAGAAUUCAGAAGUUAUAGAACACUGACGAUGAAGAAUGUUGGGUUUUGCUUUUAUACACAGGUGAUAGGAUUUAUUCUUGGCACUGUUACUUUCCUUUUUGAGAUUCUUAUUGCACGAUAUAAACCUAGACUUAUGAAAAUACACGAAAGGAUUAGAGACAGAGAAGAAAUAAAGAAAUUACAAAAACUAUUGAAUAAUAAAAAACGAGGAACAUCGGAAAUUGUAUAAUACGGAGAGUAAGAGAGGAUACGAAUAGAAAAAAUGUUAAUUGGUCAAUAUUUUAUUUAUUCCUUCACUUUAUUUUAAACAAUUUGUUCAUUCGAAGGAUCUCUUAAAUCCCCGUGAAAUGAAUAUGUUAUAGUAAAUACGUUCCUUUUUACAAUUUAUACCAUAUACACAAUAAUAGUAAUAAUAAUAAUAAUAAUAAAAUUAUUAAUAAAAUUAAUAAUAAUGAAUAAUAAGAAUAUAAUGAUAAUGACGAUGAUGGUGACAAUUAAUAAUCAAUAAUAAUUCAUUAAUAAUAAUAAUUCGUUAAUAAUAAUCAGAUUAAUGCAAGGCUACGGCGCAAAAAAAAAGAAGAAAAAGAAACAAAACGUAGAGUAUACGACACAGUGAAACCGUCUUCGUUUCUUAAUUUUUUUUUAAUUAACCGACGGUUAUUUACCUAUCUUAUGUACGCAAUUUACAAACCGUUUGUCAGCUGCGCAAUUAAAUCUUUCCCCCACUUUUCAUUCACUUUUUUGUUGCGAUUCUAUCUCCCUCUUUCUCUCAUUUUAUUUUCACUUUUUGUUAGUAAAACACUUCUCACUCUCUCCCUCUCUCUCAAUCCGCUUAAGCUGAGAUUACUAUAAAAUAGAUAAAAAAGCCCUGCUCGCAAAAUAUCUUGCAAAUAUAUAGAUAUAUAUAUAUGUAUAUGUAUAUAUGUAUAUAUUGUCACGGUCUCUUUUCUCUUUCUUCUUUCCCCCGUUCACUCUCGUCUCGUUUCUCUCCUCUUUCUCCUUCCUACAUCGAUUCUUUAAACCGGAUGUGUGAUCGAUCGAAUUCAAAGACGAAUCCAUGUGAAAUCAUUUUUUCUUAUUUCAAUUCGCGCGUUACGUGCCGCGUUUCCGUUCGAAGCGGGUCCAUCAAGCGGAAAAAGACCUUUUGAUUUAUAAAACCUUAAACGGUGAAGCUGGGUCCAGACCCACGAAACAAAUACAACGAAUUUUUAAAUAAAAGAGCUUCAGAUAUUAAGAAAUGGUAUCCAAAGGUAUAGACUAAAAUUUAAAAACAGCAGUCCGCCAUUCGAGAAAUAAAAAUUAAUUCAUCGUAACACCAAUUCAUAUGAAAUUAAACGAAAUUCCCGAACGAGAACAGCGGCCACGAUUUAACCUGUUAACCGGGGAAGACGAAUGAACUCGUCACCUUUAUUUACGAAAAAAAAAAAAAAAAAAAAAAAAAAAAA